UGCGUUUCCGGCUAGGCACGAAAGAACAAAGCAAGCGAGAGGUCCGAGCCCAGGCAGCGGGCGCCACGUCUUGGCGCAAAGCGAGCGUUGGAAUUCCCCCGGCCUCCUUUGCCUAGAAAACGCCAGUAGCCAGAGAGCAAGGGAACAGCCCUGAGAUCUACGCAUGGAGGGCAGUAUACAAAUUUAAUAAACAACAACAAUUUACUCUAUAGGUGGCCUUAGACCAAUCAGUGUCCCACACCCGCAGUCUGCUGAUAUGGAUAAAAUGGUACUCAGCUGUCUUUUUUGUGUGCAUGCUUUAAAAACAAUGUUAUUGUGCAGAGUCCCAAACAGACCAUCAUAUAAUUAACUGCAUAAUCCACUUAAUCCCUCAGGCCUGAGGGUUUUCCACCCCUGUCAUAGAGAAUAGUAGGAACCGCUUUAGGUGUGUGUGUGUGUGUGUCACAUAGAAGAUUGAGCCAGCUUGUUUUCUGCUGCUGCAGAGGGUAGGACCCAAACAAAUGGAUUCAAAUGACAAAAAAGGAGAUUCUGGCUAAACAUUAGGAAGAACUUUGUGACUGUAAGGGGAAAGGGUAAGAUGAUAAUAAUAAUAAUAAUAAUAAUAAUAAUAAUAAUAAUAAUAAUAAUAAUAAUGGCAGCAGUGUUUGAUAGUGGAAUGGACUACCUCUGAAGGUGAUGGACUCUCCCUCAUUGGAGAAUUUUAAACAGGUUGGUUAUCUAACUGCCAUGAAUUCUUUAGCUGUAAUCCCUGCCUUGCAGGGGUUGGACUAGAUGACCACUGGGGUCCCUUUCAACUCUAAAAUUCUGUGAUUCUAAUUAACCUCAGCGAUACCAGGUUUUUUGGGGGGAGGGGGGUGCAUAAAUGACAGCAAUAGAAAAGGGGCAGCCUGCUUUAUAAAGGUCUACCAGGUAUACAGUGCUUCCCUAAUAUCUACUGUAAUAUAACCCAAGUCCACCUCGUAAAGCUUAAUCUCUGUAGUUUCUUUUUUAAAAAAAUACAAUCUCCUCUGCUCCAGGCUACUCUUGAUCUCAUUUCUAAACACAAGCACUUCUGCUACUGCUGAGGGAAGGGGGUAGGGUAGACUGUGCAGGAACCAGCCCUCCUCGCCCCCUCCCCGUUUUUCCCAUUUUGCCUGUUAAUUGGCUGAGACCACCAGAAUUUGGAGGACACAGAUGUCACUGAUAGUUUGCCUAGGGAGCACAUUCAUGCCCAUCUGUUGCAGUCUAGAAGGCUGUUCAUACAUCCACAAGGCCUUCAUUUAAUUCUUGUCAGAAAGUAAUGUAAAUCCCGUUUACCUCAGAGGUCGCAGCCGAGAUUUAUGCCAAUGAGCCCCUUGCAAUUUACACACACGCACACUGUAGUUCUAUAGGAGAAAAGAAACCCUUUCAUGUGGGUGCAUAUUAACAAGAGAGCUUGCCUUAGGAAAGGCUGUCCCUGAGUCAGGGUUUUCCUUAUUUUAAUACAGCCGGUGUCGUUCAGCACAUUACAAAUGAAAUAUCCCACCAAUUUCUUGCUGUGGUUUCAACAUAUGCCAGUGGGGAGAAGUGCUGGCCUAUUUAUGAAAGAAAAGGGGAAAAGAAGAUUUAGUUUUCUGCUUGGGUUGGUAUUUACACCAGUGUGUUCAAAGAGCUUGUGGUUAAAUCCUGCAACCAAGUAACAAACAAACAAAGAGAUAAGCUCAGCAAGUAUAAAUGGGUUGAAAAGUGAAUGCUUAUAAUCCAGUUAAUAUCAUCUAGACCUCCCCAGCUCACCUACAACCCACAGUGCACAUCACAAUAUAUCUGUUUUUAAAACUUGCAGCUUCCCCACAAAUUGUAUGUGUUGUGUGGUGAUAGUCUAACAUUUCAAAUCAUAUUAUAAUAUGCAAUAUCAUUUAAGAUACCAUAUUCCUACCUCAGAUUUACAUUUAACUUCAAAUUACAGUUGUAGGAAAGUACAAGGGGAAGAAAUACAGCUCUGCUCAUUUUGAUAAGGAGAGAAACCUCAUUAACUUGAAAGUUAAAAUUUAAAUCUGACCUUUUCAACAGCCAGGCGUUUGGUGCUCAGCCCUGGUCUCCCUCUGCAGGGCCAUGGGACUCAUGCUAUUGAAUUCCAAAGGGAGCAAAAUCUGGCCCUUUAGAAUGAGUGGAUGCAAAAUGCAGUGUAGCGUAAUGACAUGGGUUCAAAGUGGCUUUGACAAGCACAUACUUCAAAGUGCUGAAGGGGCGGGGGAGAAUUUGUACUUGGCUGUACAUUUGGUAUAUCAUUUUAAAAUGUGGCUCUUACUUCUACUCAGAAGUAAGCAGGUAUAGCAAUGCAGCCUAAAUUUGCUUUUUAGAUGACUUGCAGCAGAGAGCAAAAAGGCUGCGCAUACACACCAUGUUGUAAAGAAAACAAGGAUUAAAUCACUAAAAUUAGCCACUGAUUAGGAAACUAUCCUAGAUAAUAGCUAGGGUUCAGCACAGCCCUUGCCUAAGCCUAGAUUUGCAUCACAAAAUGCCUGGGAGAACAAGAUCUGUUUUGACUUGGCACCAGAAUCUCAUCAGAGCUAGAGCAUUCCGUGCCACCAGCGGAAGGGAAUUCCUCAUGGAAGUCAGGGAACUCUCCAGAAUGACUUAGAAUUUGCCACGAGGAGCUGCAAGUGAGAGGAGGAAACCAGCAAAAGUUAGGUGGGGGGAGCUUCUGACAAAACCACAUUCUCUGUCAUUCCAGAAGUUUCCCUCAACUCUCAUGAGUGACAGGCGGUGGGGACUGAAGUGCUUACAAAGGUAUCUCAGCCUAGAAAGGAUCCUUUUCAUUUAGAAUUUGUGUCUUCUCCUCGGUAAUUGAUCGCCGUGCACCCAAAGACGCGCACACCCCACCCAAUUUUCAAGCGAGCAGCAUGGAUAAUCAAAGAACGAUGGCCGCUCUGUUGCAGGAAUGCAAACAGAUGCUGGAUCAGAUCUCACCAGAGGUGCAGGACCAGUCAAAGAGAGACGAAAGCAGGCAUCAGCAGUACAGAGCUUUGCUCCCUGAUGAUCUGAGGACCCUCAUCGAAGAGGCAAAGGAAAUGAAGUGGCCCUUCGUGCCAGAAAAGUGGCAAUACAAACAAGCCGUAGACCUCGAAGACAAAACAAACUUGAAAGAUGUGAUCAGUGCAAGGCUGCCCGAGUUACUGGUUUGUCUGAAAGCCUCCAUUACCACCAGGGACUAUGUGACAGCAGCUGCUAUUGUGUUCCUGAUUGACCGGUUCUUAUAUUGGGUUGAUGGCUCCAGCCAGCUCCUUCGGAUUGCCAAAAGGCUGCACGAGCUCCAGCCUACAACACCAAUUGCCCCUCAGCUGGUGAUUCGCCAAGCUCGCGUCUCUGUAAAUUCAGGUAAACUGUUAAAGGCUGAAUAUAUCCUUAGCAGUCUUAUUAAUGACAAUGGAGCAACAGGUGUGUGGAAGUACUCAAAAGAAAGUGACAGGAUCCUUGUUCAGUCUGUCUGUGUACAGAUCAGAGGACAGAUUCUGCAAAAGCUGGGGAUGUGGUAUGAAGCAGCAGAGCUGAUUUGGGCCUCAGUUUUGGGUUACUUCACACUUCCCCAGCCAGAUAAAAAGGGAAUUGCUACAUCGUUGGGUAUCUUGGCUGACAUCUUUGUAUCGAUGAGUGAAAACGAUUACAACCGGUUUAAAGACAACUAUCAGUUUCACCUGAAUCUUCUGAAAGAGUUUGACCACCGUUUACUUUCAGCUGCUGAAGCGUGCAAGUUAGCAGCAGCUUUCAGCCAGUUCACGCCACUGUUUGUGCUCACGGCAGUCAAUAUCCGUGGAAUGUGCUUGCUGUCUUACAGCUAUUCAAGCGAAUGCCCUUCCGCAAAGCAGAAGCUUUAUUUGUCUGAAGCAAAGGAGUCCUUUGAAAUUGGCCUCCUUAGUAAGAAGGACAAAGAACCAGUCACCAGCAAACAGGAGCUCCACAGUUUUAUCAAGGCAGCUUUCUGCCUUACAAAAGUGCACCAGAGGCUCUACGGUGAGAGCGAGAGACUUAGUCAAGUGAAUAGGUUGUGCCAGGAAGCCUUACAGAAGCUGUAUGCUUAUAGUCAUUUACCGCAUACUGAAGAGCAGGACAAAGAACAGCUUGCCAAGGAUAUCAUGUGCCUAGUCAUGUUAGUUAAAGAGCACUUAAAUGUGCAGGAUUUCCGAAACUCAGAUGCCAAGUCCUGCAUUCCAGAUAGCUACAAAACUGGUGUUGGAAAGUCAAUUGUGAACGGUGAAUUAAGCUUCGAGAAAGUCCUUGAAAUGUAUUCCCAGCAUCAUGCAGCAGUCUGUGAAGUUUAUGGAAGUGUUUGCCACAGCUACAAGAUGAAAUCAGAAAGCCAAGCAGGAGCCUGUAUAACAGCUUUGAAAACGGAAACCAAAAAUAUGGACACCAUGUGUACCACUGAAGAAAGAUCACAUCAUAGGAAAGACUCUGCAAAGAUCUCACUUUCACAAAAAGGAAGGACUAAUCGCGAGGGUUUUAAGGAGCAGAUGCGACAGAAAUUAUUCCAUGCCGCUGCCCUUGAUGAAGAGGUAGAGUGCAUUCCUUCAGAAAGAAGUCAAAGACACACGGGUGGUAUUUCAAGUAAUUCUCAUAGCAGGAGUGAAAGUUCCAGUUCAUUGAGCUCUUGGAGCAAAUUCUCCAAAUCGAGUUCCUUUACUAGUUGGGAGGAGAUUGACUGCAAUGAAAAUGAACUGCCCCAAGAUAAGGUACAGAAACAAAAGCCUACUGGAGGUAAGGAGCAAGAAUGUUCUGCAGCUUUGACCGAAGAUGCUGAAGAGAACUGCCCAAAGCCAGAUCCAUGUGUACUGUUUUCCAAAACUCAUCAGCUCUCUCUUCAAGAGCCUCAGAAUGACUGUUGUGGCUCCUUAAUGCAUCCCUAUAAUAAUAAUAUAGGCAAGACUCACAGAGUAACAGAAUCAUACCCAAAUCUCAGAGAGGCACGCGUAGAGAGAUCAGAGAAUACUUUGAAGCAGUCACCCAGAGAAACCAGUAGCACCAACCCCCAAAAUAGUAAUGAUCUUUUGAGUCCCACUUCUGAACAAGAGCCCAUUAUCCCAUCUUCACUAAUGGAUUCCAGGAGCAAGGACUCCGGUGCCAUUUCUAACCAUAAUCUGUGCAGCAUUGGGAAAGGAAGCACAGAAAAUAUAAUUGAACCAAUAUCUAGACAUUGUUGGCCAUUUGUUGAUCCAGAAGGAGAAACUGUGGACACUACUGAAGAUGCACAGAUGAAUUCACACCUGCCUGGUGCCAGGAGGACACCUGCCUCCAUCAAUAGUAGCAUGCUGGAACUGGAACGUGGCCGCUUUGUUCAAAAUUGGAUUAAUAAAUCUAACUCUGCAGUGCCUCCAGAAAGCUCAACUGAAGUAUCUGAAAUUGACCCACAAGCAGAGACAACAGAAGACUGUGAAUUUGCUAGUGAAUGUGGAAAGAAGUCAGCAGAUCACCUUAGUGACAUCUGCAUAGCAAGAGAUCAACCACAUCACAGCUCUGGGGCCACAAAUCCUCCUUUGGGGACAAAGAACCAGCCAUUAGUCAACCAGUCAAGUGAUUGUGCUACAACGGAAGAAGAUGACGGUGAAAAGCUAAGGAACAUUUUGAGCAGCAGUCGCAGUUCAAGCUCCUCUCUGAAAUCAUGGUACAAAACCACCCACUUUUCAGGCAGUUUUUCUGAAUCGGGGAGUCCUUCAUUUUUGAACUCUAGCAGCAGCUCUUUUGUCUUUUUGGAGAGGGCCAAAGAACAAACCCUACAGGCUCGCGUUCUCAGUGGCGACGACUAUAGCAGGCUUUUGUCAGGUGUAGACCAUGCCUGGCUAAUGGAAAGAAUGAAGAAUACAGGGCUCUUCAAGCCAAACCUCUUCGGUAAAGCGCACUCUGCCCUCUUUUUGAAAUUCUCCAAGAAAUCUGGGCUGUGGACUGCGCAGGAAACCGCUGUAUAUAUUGGGGACUACUUGAGCGUAGCAAAGAAAGGCAGACAAAGGAAUGCUUUUUGGAUACACUUUCUGCACCAAGAGGAAACUCUGGGAAGAUACGUUGGCAAGGAGUACAAAGACGAAAAGGAGCUUCUUCACCAUUUCAGUGAUGUGGAAAGGCAAAUGACUGCCCAGUACUAUGUGACAGAAUUCAACAAGAGGCUGCGUGAGCAAAAAAUCCUAACCCAAAUCUUCUACAUCCCAUCGGCGGUCCUCUUGGUACUAGAAGGAAAGUCUAUACAAGGAUGUGUAAGUGUGGAGCCUUACAUUCUAGGAGAGUUUGUGAAGUUAUCCAACAACACCAAAGUAGUAAAGCUGGAAUACAAAGCCACAGAAUAUGGACUCGCUUAUGGUCAUUUCUGCUAUGAGUUUUCCCAGGGCAGAGAUGUGGUGGUUGAUUUACAAGGUUGGGUGACUGGUAAUGGGAAAGGCCUCAUCUACCUGACUGACCCCCAGAUCCAUUCUCUCUCUCAGAAAGAGGCAUCAUGCCUGACAAACUUUGGGAAGAAAGGGAUUUGCUAUUUCUUCAACAAUCAGCACACAGAAUGCAAUGAAAUCUGCAGACGCCUUUCAUUGACUAGACCUUCAGUGGAGAAACAAAACCGACUUUGAGAAAAGAUAUUUCAAGUCACUUUUUGACCACAAAUCUAGAGAAUUUAUAGCAUUGGAUGUUCUAGCUAUGAUAUAGCAGUCGAGUUGGCUGCUUCUUAUGUGCUUUGUAUUUUAUUUUAUUUUUAAAAAAUAUGUAAAACAGGCUGAAAUGAAGAUUCUCUAGAAAAGUGACUGAAACUGAGCUAGGGGGAAAUAUAAACCAUUUGUACUGAACUGUAUGGUGGUUUAGCUUUAUAAAAAAAACCUUUUGGAGUAGAGAGCAGAGAAGUCUCCAGCUAUCAGAACAGAUAUACUGUACAGUAUUGUCAAAAACUGCUCUUCCUUCAUUCAUCACCUCUUCUUGUUCCAACUUCCCAGACAGCAUUUUAAAUCUGCCCCCGUCUCGCAGAUCUAUUCGCCAAUGCUGGGAUGGAUGCAGUAGCUGUUCUGCUACAAUGACCGUUUCCAUUUCGUUCACUGCUCUUGCAAAUGGGUGGAGGGGGGUUGCUCUCUUGCUCACAGCUAUAGGAUAUAAACCGCUGCUGGUUUGACACUCGUCCUCUUUGAAUGUUUUGUGGUAUGUGUGCUGUCCACAGGCAUCAACAGCGCUUGCCCUGGGUAAAAGCAGCUGUCGCGUUUUUCCUUUUUGCUACUUAUGAAGCAAUCUUUUGUGUUUAUAGAUCAAAGCCUGUAAUUCAUGGAUGUGACCUCCUUGGACUUUUUGUCAGCUACCACCUGGAGAAAUGGAAAGAAGCAAAAAGCAGAAUUACAGCCAUUGCACUUCCCAAGCAUUCACUAUAUUAUAAUAUCAAGAGAUUGCUCUUCCUCUCCCCAAAGCUCAGCUUUAGGGGGCAUUCUCCUGCACAAAACCCAGUGCUAUGAAUUGGAAUGACACAAAAGCAAUGCUAUGCUCUUGCAUAGCACCCACUCAUUUCACUAGGACCGGUGCAGGAGAACCUCCCUGCAGAUUGUACGCUUAGACUUCCCCCCGCUCCUCUUUAAAAGUAUCUACCAGUGCAGCUUUCCCAAAGUAAAACAAUGGUGGGAUCCCUGCUAUAGACCAGACAUCUGUUUUUUGCCACCCCUGUCAUUUGGAUUUCUUUGGAGCAGGUCUAAAGGCCAUUUCACAUGACCCUGGCUGCCUGCCAAAAUGUGAGUUGGCAGUUUGCAGGUUGAAUUUGUGCAGAUAAAUGGUUGUGUGAUUGCAUCACUAUGCACUCAACUCCAUCUAUUGUCAUUUAUUCGUUCAGUUUAGACUCCCAUUUUGCCACACGGCUGUUAUACCUUUUGGGGUUGGCACGACACAGUAUGUUACAAUAAAGCAAGAUCUAUCAUAAGAUGUUGCAGCCCCCACAAGUACUGCGUUGCCAUAUGGAGAAACCCACCAUGCGUAAUGACCAACUCAUUUCAAUAUGAUAUGAAUCAAUCUUAAAGAUUGCGAUCAAACCAUUGAUGAUGCUUGAUGCACAUUAGAGGCUAUUGAUGCAUGAACAGGGUUCUAAAUUGUGCAUUCGGGGUCACCACAAUACAGGCAUUUAGCACAAGCUCAUGGAGGGUGAUGGAGCUGGGCCUUCAGGAGCUAAAUAAUCUGUGUUCUUCCUGCUGGGGAACACCUCAACAGGGAUUGUAUUUGAAGUUCUUUGCAGCAAAGCAGCAUUGACUAUUAGCUGCUCAUCAUUAUCAGCUGCUAUGGGCAUUUUAUUAAUCUCAGACCUCUGGGGAAAGCUGCAGGGUUGAAGGUUCCUGGAACACCAAUUCAUAGAGCAUAUGUCUAUCAGUGGCUACCAGCCAUGAUGGCUAUGCUCUGCCUCCAUUGUCGGAGCCAGUAAUGCUUUUGAAGUGGGAGGGCACACUGUGUAAGUUGACACUUUACAGUCGCCUCCCACAACGCCUGACUGCCCUGUGCCUCCUCAGCCGCUGUCAGGUAUGAGAGGGAUACCUUCCAAGGCCUAAUCCAAGGCUCCUACAUCUGAAAUUCAAUAAAGUUGUGGCCUAAUUUUAAACCCAUACAUUGUUGUCAUGGCUCAUUCCUGGGGGGUGGGCUCCAGGGACAAGGUUUAGCGCGUGGGCUCGCAAUAUAUAUUGCUGUGUAAGGGUGGGGAAAGAGAAGGAACCUUCUCUUAUCAGACUCAUCCUUAACUGAUUUUCUUCAGCAGAUGUUUAAGAAACAACGACAUUUAAAAAUAAUAAUAUUGUAGAGUGCAUUUUGAAAAGGCGUGUGAUUAUUUGGGGCAUUUUGAGUAAUGUUGAAUGCAUAUGAUAUUUUAUCGACGCACAGAUCCCUACUACAAAGUUAGGCUGAACAAAAACCAUUGCCUUUUGUUUCUGAAACUUACAGGGAGCUGAGAUUUUCUGUGCUGCUGCUUCGCGCUGCUAUUGUUUUCUAGGUGAUGUUUGUGUGCUGCGUUGUUUGGAUAUACAAAUGCCCCGUCACAGUCCAGAGCCGGAGAAGAAAUUAGGUGUAAAGAGUAGAAAACUGGGGAGAGAAAGAGAGAGAGAAAUUAAAUCUCUUUAUUAUGGUGUGUAAAACCUUCAGGGUCGGGAAGCUUUGCAGCUGCGAAGGGAGAAAAAUGCAUUCACAAAAUAUAAUGCUAGUGUGAAUAAUCCUUUUCUAGAGUCUCACUUGCAGACUGCUCCAGCUUUGUCAGGUGAACUUGAACUGGGCCAUCAGCUUUGCUUUCGUUCCCAUUGCACACUGUCUAUCACCCGAGGGCAUUCAGCAUCUUGACUGUUUUAGAAAGGGAGCAAACAAUCCAUCAAUGAACCCAGAGUCACUUUCGCAUAGAAUAGUAAAAUCGGCAUGUGACGGUACACUCGGCUCCGGGGUUUUACAGAUUAAAAUGAUACAUGACAGCUCACAUGUUCCUGGGAAGAUUAUGUCGAUUAUCUUGUUCCACAGCCAAGAAAGACCAUUCUCUGUCUGCACCGAGAAACACUAGUGUUAACCAAAUAGUCACAGUUGCUGAAGCUCUAUCCGCAGGAAGAAACUGCUAAAGUUUCCUAAGCCAAUGCUGUAAAGCUAAAAUUCUAUUUUGCUCUCUGUGUAGGGAAAAAGUGAAGGAACCUUUUCUGAUCAGACUCAUCCUUAACUGAUUUUCUACACUGGAUGUUUAAGAAAUUCCUUGU
This is a messenger RNA of Zootoca vivipara (common lizard), 9668 nucleotides long. The record is from RefSeq and is a predicted model, not a curated record. Lineage: Eukaryota; Metazoa; Chordata; Lepidosauria; Squamata; Lacertidae.